This is a messenger RNA of Gastrolobium bilobum, 1206 nucleotides long. Its product is annotated as F-box protein At5g07610-like. Bases 1 to 1206 code for a protein of 401 amino acids. Gene Ontology annotation, molecular function: protein binding. NCBI's taxonomy places the organism in Eukaryota, Viridiplantae, Streptophyta, Magnoliopsida, Fabales, Fabaceae. The transcript has a single exon. The record is from RefSeq and is a predicted model, not a curated record.
AUGCAGAGCUCACGUGACGUUGUCGCCGGUAACAUUGACCUUGUGACGGAGAUCCUUCUCCGGCUGCCGGUGAAAGACGUGGGUAGAUGCAAGUGUGUCUCAAAACAAUGGUUGUCUCUCAUCUCCAACCCUCAAUUCUGUCACUCCCACUCUUGUCGUCUCUCCAACACCUCGGCCUCUUGUUUCCUUUGGUACCGAUCCUAUUCGCAAUUCCAUAGAAUCCCCUUGACUAACUUUGACUCUAACUCUUCUACUAUAAGGACCUACCAAUUUCGUGAUAAACGUGUUUUGCGUUAUACUCAAAUUAUUCAUUCAUGCAACGGUUUUAUAUUAUUCAAACAUGUAUACUACCGUGGUAAACAUUUGCGCCGAUACAAUAGUUAUGAAGUCGUUAACCCAACGACCAAGCACUCCCGUACUCUCAAAUUCCCUGGCCAAAAUUUUCACUAUGAAAUAUCAGCACUUUAUUUGGCUGUUGACCCUUUGAUAUCCAUUCACUUUAAAGUUAUUUCAUUCCUAAGAGUGCAAAGUGAGAGUCGGUGUAUCGAAUAUGAUGAAACUUCCGGUCCCAAGAAGUUCGAGAUUAAUACAUAUUCUUCUGAGACUAGUUCUUGGAAUGGGGAUGGAGUCUUCUUUACUGCCCCACCCAAUUUCAUUGUUGAUUCUGGCGUUUACUUCAAUGGUGCAAUACAUUGGUACAAUUCUGGUGAGAGUUCCAUAUAUUUUGAUGUCCAUCGGCAAUGCUUUAAAACACUGCCAGAACCAGAAUUUGAUAACUCUAGGAAUGUGCAUGUUAAGUAUUUCGGGGAGUCCAGAGGACAUUUUCUUUUGAUAUUAACUAAGAGUAAUGAAAGUUUGGACUUUGAUAUUUUGGAGCUAAAGGAAGAUUACUCCGGAUGGGUCGUGAGAUAUCAUGUGGAUCUUAAUCUUAUAGGGGAUGCAUUUUCACGACAUGUUGAUCGCCCAUUUUAUGUGUUAUGUGUUGUUCACCAAGCAAGUGAAGAGGAUUCAAUGGUUGUGUUGUUUCAAGACUCCAAAAUCAUGUCCUAUAAUCUAAAGGAUCAUACUUCAAGAAUUAUCUAUGAAUCAGAGGAUUUUCGGUACAUCACAGCAUAUGAAAUGGGAAAAUAUUUUUGUCCGUGCUUUGAAACACUAUUAAAUGUUGGAUUAAAAAGAACUUAUGAAUGGAAUAAUCUAGAGUCAUAA